Messenger RNA from Adineta steineri, 939 nucleotides. NCBI's taxonomy places the organism in Eukaryota, Metazoa, Rotifera, Eurotatoria, Adinetida, Adinetidae. The record is from the annotation of a GenBank genome assembly.
AUGGAUUCAAUACGAUUUUGGUCAUAUCUUCUUCUUAUUAUUCCAUCAAUUAUUUGUUCAUUAUUUGUUCUCUAUAAUCUUUUGUUCAUUCGUACUCUACGUCUUGCUCUUAAUAAUCAUAUUUUCAUUGUUCUUCUUUUCAUUGGUUUACUUCUUGAAGUAACAAUAUAUCCAUGGAUGCUUUUUUAUUAUCACUUUAAUGGUAUAUGGCAACGAUCAGUUAUUUUUUGUCAAAUCUGGGGAUUUCUCGAUUGGGGAGUUUUUGUCCUUUAUAUAAUACUUCUUGCAUGGGCUACAAUUGAAAGACAUAUUCUUAUCUUUCAUGAUCGAUGGGUAUCAACUAAAACAAAAAGAAUGUUUCUUCAUUAUCUUCCUAUAGUUUUCCUUAUUCCAUAUAGUCUUAUUUUCUAUAUUAUUAUUUAUUUCUUUUCACCUUGUGAAACAAUGGUUUUUGAAUCUCCAAUGAUUUGUUUUUUUCCAUGUUUACUCUCGGCUAGUUUCAUAAUUAUAUGGGAUGGAAUAAUUCAUCAAAUUGUAACUGUUCUAAUCAUUAUUAUAUUUAGUAUUGCUUUACUUGUACGUGUUGUUUGGCAAAAAUAUAGAAUACAUCGAGCUGUAGAUUGGCGAAAACAUCGAAAGAUGACAAUUCAGUUAUUAUCUACUUCAUUUCUUUUUCUUAUAUGUUAUUUGCCAUUUACAACAGUCUAUGUUGUGAAUCUAUGUGGAAUAUCAAUAAGCAACAUUCAAGUGCUUUUAAAUUAUAGUAUAUUUUUAACUUAUCUUACCGUACUUCUAUUUCCUUUUGUUUGUGCUUUAUCAUUAUCUGAACUUCGUACUAAAUUAAUCAAAAUCUUCAAAUUUCAUCGACAAAUAAAUGGUGUUGGCCGUGCGCCACCAGUUAUGAGAUUUACUACAAACAAUCGAGUGGGUGUUCAGUGA